AAGUAAGUUUCUAUACACGGCUUGGCACACGGUCAUCACCGUCCACCAGGUACGCCGUCGAUGGUACGGUACCAUCCCCACCCGCCCCUUGCCUUCCGUCAAGCGACUUUGAGCUCUGAACAGUACCUCCAUACUGGUUCUCGUGCAUCGGGUACCACCGUGACUCAGACAGGUAACAACGUAUCCAAUUUUCGCAGCCAAGUCAAGUUAGCGCACCUGUUACGCUGCGGUACCUCUUUUUAAGCUGAUAUGUAGUUUACAAGGGUCUUGCCCUUUAGUACUACCCAUCUGUGAUACAGUAAUAGUAAAAAAUGCGAAACGGUAAUCCGGUGCUUGCGAUAACGGUGACUUUAACGUGCGCGGUGACCCUUGUGGAAUGCGGCAUCACCCUUGCAGGUGUCAAAUGCGGGGUGAGAGAGUGCAAAUUGGGGGAAUACUGUUCGAGCUUUCAUAAUACUUGCGAGUCUUGUGCGGAAAUCUGUGAUCCAAAAGGUCACAAUUACGAAGCUACUGUUUGCGAGAAGGAGUGUCAAGAUUAUCUUCACGAUCAACGAUACGUACAGAAAGAUGCUUCAGGGAAAGAUGAUCCAGAAUUAAGAAGGACAGUGGACAGAUUAUCCCGCAUGGUCACAGUAACAUUAACGCUGGUAUGCUUGAUGCUGAUUGUGUUGGCCAGUUUCCUUUGUUUCCAAUUCUACCGAUGGAAGGAGAAGAAAAACAUCACGUUGGCCUCGAUCAAAAAUAAGUUUUUCAAAAAGCAGCAACCCCAAAACAGUCAGCAUAAUAUGGAAGUUAGCUUGGAAACUAAGAAACCAGACCUUCGUCUCAACAUGCCAUCCACCAAAACCAUUUCGGAUACCAGUCCUGUAACUGUGACUACCUCCAUAAGCAGAAGGCCAGCAGAGGACAGUACCUUGGACUAUGCGUACGACAAUCCAGCACUGAAUUCAUCUCCAAAAUGAUCUAUCGAAAUAGGAACACUAUUUAUUCCGUACUAUACGUACUAUCAAAUAGUUAUGGCUGCGAUAUCCGAUGAGUAUGAGUAUUUUUCCGAGAAGCCUUACUUUUGAGGAUAUUUAUUAAGGACAAUAGCUAUGGCAAUUGUUUUUUUGAAGUUAAGAUGCCUAGAAUGUGACAACUCAGCUCAGCCCAAAAACUGAGAAUCAUUGCAACUGCUAAUGUUUGAUAUUUAGUAUCAAGUUCCAGAAUAAUGUUAAAUAACAAAUCUAUCAAAGUCCACAAAAAUGGUGACAUUAUCUAAAAAGAGCCAAUGUAUUUCUAAUUUUCCAGUGAGCUAAAAUUCAAAUGGUUUGUCUAAUUCCUCACCAAUCUGGGUCAUUUAUACUUUUUUACUUUAUAUCGGUGGUGGGCACAUACAUCACAUCACAGAUCAUGUAAAAUACAAUUGUAUACGUCUAGACAUGUAUUUAUACAAUCUAAACAAUGUAGACAAUAUUGACAGAAUAGAAAAUAAUAGUUUAGUCAGACCGCUUGCAUAUAUCCUAUGCCGGUAGAAGUGAUUUUUCAAUAAUUAGAAAAGAUAUAAGAGUGAAUAUAUGAUAUUACUAUUUGUACAUACAAAGGUCUAGUUUCACGUUAAUAAGGAACAUUUCUAAAAUAAGAUACAAUACAUUAUGAAAGUCUUCUGGUCAAUAUUUAGAUUGGCAAGGCCGUUGUCGGUCAGUCAUAGGGAGUAACUUCUUACUAAUUAUUCUUGCUACAAUUUCUAAUUUGAUUUGAGCUUAUAUUAGACAAGUAGCCAAUAUUAUGAUACCAAAUAGCCGCAUAUUACGAUACCAGAUGAGUUAACUUACCUGCGCGAUUCUGAGCGACGUACAGCUGAAUUAGACAUCUUUUUUCACAGAUACAGCACUCGACGGGAUAUUUUCUUCCAUAUUCGAACAAAAUCAGCCAUAGCUCAUGAAUUUCAGCUCGAUCUACCAUAUUGUUCUUAAAAUGGCUCUACCCUACUGUUCUUAAGAUUGCUGGUUUACUGAUGUUUUGAUGUUUGCGAGAAACCAUACCUUCACAUUGCUUUUCAAUACAUUGUCUUCAUCAUUGUUUAAACUUUAUACAUUGUAUACGUAUUGUUUACAUCGAUACACGAAUAAACGCCCAUAACUGCUGAGUAUCUUAGCAUAGCACAAAGAGUAACCAAUAGUUCGUAUAACCUAUGAUAGUAACGGAGUUUUCCAGCAGGUAAGCGAUCAAAAAGUCUGGUAUUGUUGAGCGGAAAAUUGGAUAUUACUAUUACAACUUGAAGUUACACAUGUUUAAUAUUAUUAUAAGUUAUAUUGUCGUAGUUAGGUAUAUAAUUUGUUACACAUGAGAUUUGUAUUGCAUUUUACUUAUGUUGAAUCUCGUGCUGACGUAUUCUGCUGUACUUACUUGAUCAUGAGAUUACUCAUUUUAGUACUUAGUUCUGUGAGUCAUAAGUCAGUUGAAAACUGAUUUCCUCAAUUAAUACAGUUUUUCAUGAUUUUCUUAUUCAAAGAAACGCUGCCACCACUCUAGCUGGUUUUGUGUAAAUUUCAAAGUGUCUUACAAAUAUAUAUCAAGCAGAUAUUAUUAGGUCAUGCGUCUUAUCUAUAGGGUCCAACCAGGCUGAAACCAAUGAUCGUCUGGGUCACUCAAAAAUAAUAAUAAUAAUAAUAAUAAUAAUAAUAAUAAUGUUUAUUGUCACAAAAUACAGGUAAAUAUCAAAUAUUGUGCUCAAUAAACAUAAAGCACCCAAAAAAAGUUUGCACUUGUGUUUGGAUUUGUACAAAAUAAAAACUAAUAGUACAGUCAGUGUAUGAAAAAAAAAACCGUUAAUACUGUAUAAUUUGGUGAAUUAUUAUGGUAAUGUCAGAAAAAAUAUCCAGACAAUUAGAACUAAAGUAAAAGUAUGGAUGUUAGUGAUUUUGAUAAUGAUUUUUCAGAUCUACAAUUUCGUGGAUCGAGUACCUUGGUUGUUGUAAAAUCCAUUUGUUUAGUUCUUUUUUAAAUGAUUUAAUUGAUUUAAUUACUUUUAAUGACUCUGGUAUGAAGUUAUAGAAUUUUGGUCCCAAGAAAAAAAGAGAUCGUUGUGUAAUGGUUUUUUGAUGUUUGUGGAAUACACAUUGAAUUUUGAUGGAAUCUUGUUGGUUAGUUAUGAAUGGUACGAUUAAAGUAUUUUGAAUAUUUGAAAUAAUGUAUUAGACCACAAUAAAAAUAAAUUUGCCUGCAAUCUAAUAGCUGAGCCUCCACAUAUAGAAAAUCACUUGAAUAAGUAAUAAUGAUGAACGUUUGCGCCUCCGGGUCUGCUGCUUAUAAGUAGAAAUUUCUAUUUGAAUGUGUGAUGUUCCAUCAAACAAUGGGAUAAUUUGGUUGUGUUACAUUCGGAUUAAAAUAUUAUGAAACUCAAGAUAUAUAAAUACCAAAUUUGCUAAAGUAUAUCAGAGAAAGACUGGAUUAUUUUCAGUAAUAAACCGAAGAUUCCUGAAAUCAUACACUCCUAGCGUUCUAGUAACGGAAUCAGUGAUAUAUUCUUUGUAAUUGCUUACUUAGUUGAAAUACAAAUUAAAAAUAGCUGCACAUUCACAGAGCUUUAUAGGAAACACCUCAUUUGCUGCUAUGAUUUCAUUACCAUGUAAAAUAAUUCUUACGAGAGCCGUUUUCAAAAUCAUACCACCAAGUAAAAGUCAGUUUUCAAAAUAAAGUAACAAUGUAUAUCAUUUUUUUUGACAGACCUUUUGAAAGGUAUGUCAACUGUUCUUAAGCUCAUUUUCUAAGAUUAUGGGCAUUUUCACUAUAUCAGUCGACCGAGUUUCUGCACUUUUUCUCAGCAGUACUGAUUUUAUGGCAGCUUCGGCCUCAGAUCAAAACCUCGGUUUUUUUGUCAGAAGGCCAAAUGUUUUUUUUUAUUGCGGGCGAAGCCAACACUUCGAUUGGACCCUAUUCAUAUAUGAACCUUUUGGGGAUACGUACAAUUAGCUCAUUUUUUACAUAUGCGUUACUGAUUAUAUUGGGUAUCGUGCAAUUCAUAAUAUUUUCAUAUUCUAUCUUUCGCUUUGAUCUAGUCCUUGAAAAUCGGAUGCGCUAUUAAUGUAGUACUCCAAAUAUGUGUUUGAAAGUAAAAUUUAUUAUUUCUCAAUCCAGUCAGUGACAAUAGUAGUUUAAGAGUAUCUUUAAUUUUUGCUCAGCAUAAAUUGAAGACUAUCAUUCGCUCUCUGGGUAUGUUUAAAAAUGUUACGAACCGCGUUCAUUUUCGCCAGUUCAGCUAAUUAUAAAAGGCGCACUGAGAAACUAAACCAUACAGUUGACCUAAAUAUUGUGGAAACCGUUUUUAUUCGUCUAAAUUGUAUUUCUUGAUCAUAUUUCCUAUGCUAGCCGAAAUUGUCGCCAUAUUUGGAGAAAUUGCUAACCACACGCCGCAAUAGGUAGUACUGACGUUAUGGAGAAUAUGAUAAUGAAAGGUAAUAGUGAUUUCGCAAGUGUCUACUGACUGGAUUGGAUUUAAUUAAACAGACAAAUUUUCCGUUAUGUUUAAAUUCGAAAACGGUAUUUUACAGAGACAAAUAUUUAAAUAGUUUUAAUAGCUGAGCCAUGCUUUCUCUUUAGGAAGAAUCAUCACAUGUAUAUGCGCUCAAAGAGCAACUAUCACUAAACCUUCAAAGUAUUGUGUUAUUAUUAAUUUUAUAUAUGAUCGUAUAUUUUCUAGAUAUAUUUAUGUACAGUUAUCCAUCAAAUGGCGCUUCUGCCCCUAUUACAGAUUUUAAAAUGGUACUAUGUACGGGUGGAAAAGUGCACUUCAUGAAUAAGUUUUCCAGACGUUAAGUCCCACUUUUAGUAUAAAGUAACUGUGGCGCCCGCCAAGUGUUGAGCACGAUCUGGCGACUUCUAGCGUUGCACUAGUUUAUUCGUUGCUAGGUGACGACGCGACUACCGGUGAUGGAAUGAUACGGUCAAUUUAUUUUAUUUUUAAUCCUACUUAAUUUUUGAUUUUAGUGCUUGGUGCAGGAAAGUCAUUUAAUUUCAUGCCGCUUAUCAAAGAGAUAAAAAAACUUGUUCAUAUAUAUAUAUAUAUAUAUAUAUAUAUAUAGGAAAAGGGAUUCUAUUUACUACGUAACACUACAGUAUUGAAAAAUAAAUUACGUCCAUUAUUCAUCCCUGAAUGAGAUCAAAAACAGAUUAACCAAAUUCAUAAUCCAAUAAAGUUGAAAUUUCAACAACGUAGCUCUAAAAAGAGUUCACCUUAUCAGUAAUUCUGAUAAUAGUUUCUACAACAACUGCUAUUUUCAUGACUUGCUUCAUCUUCAAUUCGCCCGAGUUUUUUAUAUUUAUCAUUCAACUUUGUAAUUAGCCUAUUAGUACUAUGUUUUGGAAGUCUAGUUCGGUUCUUUCUAUGCAGAUAGGAAGGACAGCGAGAACCUUUUUAGCCAUGCAGUUAAUCAUGGUCAUGAUAAAUUGUAAUGGUGAUUUUUUAUUAUGAGUUGUGUCCUCCGUACCCGAACAAACCGGAAACGGAUUACAGUGUCGGAUGACGUUUCACACACAUUGCAAAGAACAAAUGACAGCGGAAAGACAGAGAGUGCGACGCGUAUUGUUCAGAAAUUUUCAAAUUCGGAUACAAUCGUCGUUGUGAAAAAUACUGAUGAUUUUCUCAUCGGCUAUCGAUUCUUAUCGUUAUUUCUUUCGAUAUUUAUCGUUAUUUAAAAUGAGUUGAUAAUAUAUAAAUAACCGAUUGUAGAUUAUCGGUUUGAAUGCCCUACUGUCUAUAUGAUUCAGUAGGUACGUCCAAACGCCGAGCUCUCAGUUUCGUAUAAACAAGAAACAGAGGUUCACAAAUCCACUACCGGUACUCCUCGAUGAGUCGGUACCUUUAAAGUAUUCAUAAUAUUUAUCCGGUGACAAAGUUGUUCCCGAUAAGUUCGUAAUUUUUACUUCCCAGUUUAGCUCUUUUGUCUUCUCCGAGCGCUGUAAUUGGUAUUGACAGUGUUAAAAAAAAGCACCACCGCACUGUCACUUGUCUCUGUAUCAGGUACAGUUGAAAUAGCACGUUGUAAUUGGAAGCGACAGCGUUCUGGAUUUAAUUAUCCCAGUCUUAGUUAAUUGCCAGUUGAUGGAGCGAUCGAUCAAAACACAGUAGACGGUUAAUUAUUAUAACAGGUAGACAUUUUUUUGUAGUGGAAUAGGGGAGAUGAGAAGAUAUUAAUUAUUGGAAAUAACAAACAUAAAUAAAAUGUAGAGAAUCAUGAUGGACGAAGUGACAAUGAAAGUUGUUUAUUCUAUGCAUCAACGAUUUUAAACUUUAAGCAGGAAAUAAAGAUUAUUUAAGAGGGAUCUUACUUUAAUCCACAAAUCAGGAUCAUUCACGUCACUCCUGCCUACGACAAGAUAUUAAUUGUUACGGCAUGUCAUUUUCAUUUACUCGCGCUCCAUAUUCUGUUUUUCAGUAGACCCAUUCCGCUUGUUUGCUUUCCAUUGACUGUUCCAAAUGAAGUAUACGGUGGUAACGAUUGUCACCAAGAUAGGAAGCAAAUAGAUCCUAUUCAACCGGCGAUUAUUAUUGUUGAUUUAUUCUUAUGGGAAAUGAUUCAGUCUAUCUCAGUUAGCGUACCUUCUGUUUUUCUAAACACCAAAAGUAAGUUUUUACCAUAGCUAGACGAUAACACAUUGGAAGGUUGUUUGGAGUAAAAGGACCAAAAACUAAAAAUAUGAACAAUAGCAUACAAUGAGGACCAUGAGUUGAAACACAAGGUGACGCGGCUCUGGCGUGACGAAUCUAUAGCCGCAUCGAAUUACAGUCACAACUGUACGAUGGACCAAGAUUUUGACGCACUAUGUCAACUAGGUUUAGUAGGAGUAUUCAGUAUCAUUAGACUUUUCACUAAUCUUAACGCUUUCACAGCUAACUCUGCACUUUGAUGGAUAACUGAACAUAUGGUCUAAUUUCGUCCAUACUAAACAUUCCAUUUUUAGUAAGCUAUUAUAGGUAUUAUCAUGAAUAUUGUAUAUAAAACACCUAGAAUUGUAAAUAAUGUUAGCAUUCGUAUUAUUAUGAUACAAUGGGUUCCCACAUGGCGGCUAUCUUACUUAAUUUACACACCUCCAGAGCAGUACUCAGUACUGGUAAGUGUGGAGAAAUCACAGUUAUGUACAUAUAAAUAGUUGACUUAAGUUAUCAUACUUAAUUUUAUUUUAGUAACUGUUUAGUGUUUUAUUGUUAUAUCCUUAUCGUAUCCGUCCAUUAUUUUUUAUUUUUUAGCUAUUACACGAUUAUCGUAGACACUGUAUAUCUGAUAUACUACUGUUUUGUUUUCAAUAAAGGUUAUUUGGUGUA
Molecule: messenger RNA, 7303 nt
Organism: Acanthoscelides obtectus
Lineage: Eukaryota; Metazoa; Arthropoda; Insecta; Coleoptera; Chrysomelidae
Source: the annotation of a GenBank genome assembly